AUGUUUAAACUGAUUACCAAGCAGUCACCGAAGAAGUACAUCGAACAGGCGAGGACUCUACGCGUCGAUUCAACGAUCGCAGCCAGCAUCAGCGAUGCCAUGCUUGAAGCGGGAGACUCCUUUUCGGUGGUGACGGCACGUGGCAUCAGCUCCGUGUAUUCCGGCGACCUUUCCGCUGAGGGGCUUCUGGGCUCACAGGGCGCUGCGUUUCUGACGCUGGAAUACAAAAGCACGUCGCACACGGCGUAUGUAAAGAAUGGCGCCACGGGCGAGCUCAUUAUGAUGCUGGUGCGCGAGUCGAGGGAUAACUCGUGGCACGAAGAGGGAAAGUCGUACGCGCGCUUCGGCAACGCCACGGAGGCACGUCUGUGGUCCAACGGGCGGCCCGUGGGAGUUAACUACUCUGAGACUCUUAUGGACGUGGCACCUCGGUCGUUCAGUCAGGAGAAAGCACAGAUGGGGGCGUCCAUGAUCGAGGUGAUAAAGGAGAAAGUCGGUAACUCGAUCCGCUUGUACAAGCAGAAGGCGGAUGGGUCUCGGGGAAUUGAGGUUGCUGCUUACACCAAGGUGAAGAACGGUCCUGCGGCUGUUGCUGCUGCACUGGCUGCAGAUGAAAGUUCCAAUGGUGCUGCUGCUGCUGCUGCUCCUGCUGCUCCUGCUGCUCCUCCUCCUCCUCCUGCUGCUGCUGCUGCUGCUGCCCCCCUUGCUGCUGCUCCUCCUGCUGCGCCUGCUGCUGCUGCUGCUCCUCCUGCUGCUGCUGGUUUUGAAAGGCGUUGUGCUGAUCAAGAGUUGGAUGAUGAGCGUCCGUCGACGAAGGCUGCCGGGAUUGCUGUAGCUUUUGCAUCUGCUGCGAGAAUAGCUGAUCCUGGCGCUGCUGAAGCUGUGGCAGCUCCUGUUGUUGAGGCCUUGGCUGCUGCUGUCGCUGGUCAGUACCACUUGGAUCCUGAUGAAGUACUUGUGACAGCGGUAGCUGCCGUGGGUGUAACAGGGUGUCACAGCUUCCUGUAA
Closterium sp. Naga37s-1 is the source of this 1008-nucleotide messenger RNA. NCBI's taxonomy places the organism in Eukaryota, Viridiplantae, Streptophyta, Zygnematophyceae, Desmidiales, Closteriaceae. The record is from the annotation of a GenBank genome assembly.